CAGUGGGGGGAGGGGCUGAUCUGUUACGUUACAAUUUUCUCCUGAUUCUAGAUCCUAAUCCUAUAAAAGUUACAAAGAAAUCUGAAUGGCAUCUUUUGCAGAUGAGAAGCCACUCACAGAAGCAAACCUCCCUGCCACUGCAGCUAGGGGGAGGUUCCAUGGGAAGGUUGCCAUUAUCACUGGAGGAGCCUCAGGCAUUGGAAGAGCCACAGUGGAACGAUUAGCAAUUGAAGGAGCUACGGUGGCCAUAUUCGAUGUGAAUGAUUUGUUAGGUGAAAAAACAAAAUCGGAAUUGACGGCUCGAGGUCUGAACGUGCAUUUCUACAAAGUGGAUGUCUCAGACAAAGACAAGUGUGUUGAGAGUGUGAAAUCUUUCGUCGAAUCUACUUCAAAAGUCAACUAUCUUGCCAACUGUGCUGCUUUCUUUGGCUGCAAAGCACUCGAUGCUGAGAAGAAAGAUUGGGAUAAGACGUUUAGUGUGAAUGUGAUCGGCUACUCUAACAUGGUCCAGGCCUGCUAUCCCUACAUGAGCAAGCUGCCAGGAGACAAGUCCAUCGUUAACAUUGCCAGUGUAUCAGGGCAUAGAGUGCAGCCAUCUCAUUGGACGUAUUCCUCCUCAAAGGGUGCUAUACUUACCAUGACCAAAUGCAUGGCUCUUGAUUUGGCUAAAGACAAGAUUCGUGUGAACUCUGUUAGUCCUGCUUGGGUGUGGGGACCAGAAGUUGCCAAAGCUGCUGGUGGAGAUCGAGAGAAAUGGGAGCCUAUUUGGGGGCCCUUCCACAUGAUUCGACGGCUAGCUGAGCGUUCUGAAAUUGCAAGUGCAAUCUGUUUCCUUCUCUCUGAAGAUGCCUCGUGUAUCACUGCCACUGACCUUCCUGUGGACGGUGGAUAUUUAGCGAUGGGUCCAGAGGGACUGGGGGAGAACACAGUGUUUGCUGGUAGUGAUUAUUGAUUGAUUCUUGUCUUAUUUUUGUGAAGACUUUCAUGAAUCUGAAGCCAGUGAAGGCGACUUCAUAUUGAA
This is a messenger RNA of Halichondria panicea, 1021 nucleotides long. RefSeq names its product cyclopentanol dehydrogenase-like. The coding region runs from base 86 to 952 and encodes 288 amino acids. The transcript is spliced from 2 exons. Gene Ontology annotation, molecular function: oxidoreductase activity. The record is from RefSeq and is a predicted model, not a curated record. Lineage: Eukaryota; Metazoa; Porifera; Demospongiae; Suberitida; Halichondriidae.